AUGCCUCCGUCAUCUGGUGGUAAGCUGCUUGCCUGUCUCAACCUCCCUUCAUCCCUAACUCAUCGUGACGUGACACUGGGGUCCAACAAACGACGCCGUUUACCAGCUGAGAGAGGUGGCUUCUUGCUGGCUUCUGGUCAUCCUGACCUCAUGCUGAGGCAGAAGGCUUCACCCACCACCCCUCAUCUCUACGAUAAGCGAUUUGUGUUGCUGACAUUGCUGCUUAUUCUAUGGAAUCAAGGUUGGAUUGUUUCUCUACAAAUACUCAAGACUCUCACUGUGCUUCUGUCUUGUAGGCUCCGCCUACAUCUACCACUACUAUCCUUCUCCCUUCUGCAACCUUUUUAUUAUUAUCUACCAUCAGAUUCCAAAUGGUGUCUAGGUCAAGUGCGGUCAUUUCUUAAAGUGAGGGAAAUAGAACCGGCAAUCAUCCAGAUUUUGAAUAUUGGAUGCUUCAUAGCUGAGGGAUCUUACAUGCACAAACAAAAAGAAAUCUCCCUUUGUAUUUCAGAAACCAUCCUAGAGCUUGAUAUGCUACAACAAGCGCAUGAUAUCAUUAUAGAUAAGCUUUGUCAUGUAGAAGAGAAACGUUAG
This is a messenger RNA of Lactuca virosa, 594 nucleotides long. The record is from the annotation of a GenBank genome assembly. NCBI's taxonomy places the organism in Eukaryota, Viridiplantae, Streptophyta, Magnoliopsida, Asterales, Asteraceae.